CCACAUAAGCUGCGUCAUUUCCUGUGUAGGGACGCGUUGGAGCAAGCCGUUCAGUCGAUCACCUCCGACAGCUAGACGACGAAGACAGUCGAUCUCCGUGCCGUUUUACUUUGUUUCUUUGCGCACUUAUGCAACGAAUCACUUUCCGACCUGUUUGAUUUUUGUCUGUGGAUUACACCCGGCGCACUUUCCAAAGGACUGAAGCGCGUUUCAACUUUCAGAUUUUUGAGCGUGCCAAAGGAAAAGAACUUUGCGUUUUAGUUUGGGUGCCAUAACCUCCAAAUAUGGGACGAGUGGAUUAGAACGAAACGCUGAAUCGGUGCUCUACUUUAAAAACUAAUCAACAGGAACGCAAUGUGAUUAUGGUGGUUGUAAAGCUUUGGAUUUCUGGGCAAAGAUCCUAAACUCCCUCAUAAGGGAUUCACUGUUGAUGACAGAGAUAUUGGAGAAGACGCACUGGCCACUUGACUCUUUUUCGCGAGCACAAGACGCACCGAGCGCGCAAGCUUUCUGUCGGUGUUAUUUGGAAGGUGCACUUUCCUGUCUAAAAUCGGACUUUUUAUUUACGUUUUUUUUUACGUUCUCUCUUAAGUUCUGGCUCUCACAGUUGUCGGUUUUUCCAGCUAAAUUCUGCAUUUCAUAUUUCUGUAAAUUUAAAAUUCUAUGAUGAUGGGAUGGGGUUUUAAUGACUGUAUUAUUAAAUUCAUAAUCGUAUGUUAUUAAAUCAUGUAGUGUUCAUAUUCCAUUCCUAUCUUAAGCUAUUCCAUCUGUUUGUCACUGUAAACUAUUGAUGUAAUACUUAUAAUAUACCUGGUACCACCGAAUGUUGAUUUAAGUAAAAUUCAUGCAUACAGUUUCAUAACAGUGACAGUCACAGUGUUAUCCAUCCAGGUACACAUGACGUUAAAUGAAUGCAGCAGACAUUAACUACACAACGUAAAACUGUUCUGUAGCAUUUGAAAUUGAAAUGAUUACAUUUUAUUUUAUUUAUUAUUAUUAUUUUUAGUGUGCCUGAAGUGUUUAUUUCAAUUCCAAACUUAUUUAUUUUUUUGUUUAAGGAUACUAGCCUAAUUAGAUGUAUGUGUUUGGUUUUGUAGGUCCUCUGUGACCCGUUUGGUGUAAUAUUAAUUAUGACAGUGAACAUCAAGGCAUCACAGUGCCAUGCGCCACUCCGCAGACUCCUGUAGACUCGGUUCCGGUGCUACUGCAAUGCCCGCCGGACCCCUCCGCUUCCGCGUGGUUCUGUGAUCCAGGCAAAGGGCGCGAGGAUGAGCACAGACCUGGAGCGCCUGUCGCUUAACUCUUCCUCGGGAAACUCUCUGGCGUCUAGCGCGCAUUCCCUUUCCGCCAAUGUGAAGAAGCUUCACAACGCGCUCAACCUGCUGCUCAGCGACCUCGAGAGAGAGCAGUUCAUCCACUGCCUCAACGUGUACCACUCCAAGCGCAAUGUGUACGAUCUGGUCCAGACGCUUAAAGUCAUACUGAACGUCCCGAGCAAGCGUCAGCUCCUGCCCAUGCUGCGGCUGGUUAUCCCGCGCUCGGAUCAGCUUCUGUUCGAUCAGUACACAUCAGAGGGGCUGUACUUGAAAUCCGACGUUCUUGCGCGCAAUGGUGACCCAGACGGCUCCCACGAGGCUGCUAAUUCGAGUCCAACACACGGGGCUCACUUCUCGGCUCCUUCCGCGUCUCAAACCGCUCUGCGCGGGUCUCCUGAUAACAUCAGCAUCAGCAGCGAUGGGACAGCGACUCUUAUUCCUUUACUGGGAAGAAAUUUCUUACCGGGGCCGCCAGGCGAGAUCCGACAGGUGACCCUCAAGCGUCACAAGAGCAACGAGGGUUUGGGAUUUAGUAUCCGCGGAGGAUCCGAGCAUGGAGUUGGGAUCUAUGUGUCACUGGUGGAACCGGGAUCACUGGCUGAAAAGGAGGGUUUGAGAAUAGGAGAUCAGAUAAUGAAAGUUAAUGACAAAGUGUUCGACCGGGUCACGCACGCAGAGGCAGUUAAGGUGCUGAAGGGCAGCAAAAAGCUCUCCAUGUCAGUGCGUUCUGUGGGACGUAUCCCGGGCGGUUAUGUCACAAAUCAUGUCUACACCUGGGUGGAUCCACAGGGGCGCAGCGUGACCCCACCCCCUGACCUGCUGACGGAGCAUCGAAGCGCCACCCUGCGCAGGACCAACAGUCAGGGCAGAAGCCACAUGCAGCUUCUGCAGGACGGCGAUGAGAAGAAGGUAAACUUGGUUCUGGAUGACGGCCGUUCUCUGGGUCUCAUGAUCCGCGGAGGGGCUGAAUACUCUUUAGGUAUCUACAUCACAGGUGUGGACAGAGGGUCUGCAGCAGAGUGUGGAGGACUGAAGCCACUGUUUCUGAUUGCUGUCCGGAUAUUGGAGCCUUUUGGGGGAAACAAGCAGCCAAGCUGUCUUCUCUUCCAUCGUCUUCUUCCUCCUGGUGGCUUUUAUAAAGGUGUGGCAGGAUCUCAGGUGACUCUGUCCAGUUUGGUGAACCAGAGCAGGGCCAUGCUGGAGGAGCAGGCCAGACAUCUGCUGACUGAACCGGAGAGGCAGACUAUGGGUUACUACAUCCAAGAGUACCGUGAUGGUCACAUCGGUGUUGAGCAGCUGGUCAUGGCCCUCCUUGAGCUGUUCAAUACACAUGCCAAGUUCUCUCUGCUGUCAGAGGUGAGGGGGCUCGUGCUCCCUCAGGAUGUGGAGAGAUUUGACGGCCUGGUUCUGAGACGAGAGAUCGAGGCCCUGAAGGCGAGGCAAGGUGGCGGAGCUGGGUUUCAAGACUCUUUCUCCAUGGUUUCUUACCCUGACACACUGGCCUCCUCCUCAGCCAGCUUCAUGACCAACACCACCCUCAGCUCUGCACGGAACGAUGGUGCCACAGAGAACAACGGGGAACAGUCUCUGGAGCGUAGCAAUGCCCUGCCAGACAUCUCUCUGGAUGAGAUUCAUUCCACCUCAGAUUCCCCUCCUACCUUUAAACCUCCUCCUCCCCCAGGGCUUCAGCGCCGACCCAGUCGAAAAGCCACGCUUAGCAAACGUCCCUCUUCUAGCUCCUCCCAAUCGGGUUUGUACUUCACCGCCCCUUCUCGUUCCCAGAGCAAAGAACCCAAACACCCAAAAGCACCCAAACCUCACACAUCUCCUCUUGACACCCUCAAGAUAGAUGUCCCAGCACCUCAACUCGCAGUCGUGAGCCAGCAUACUAUCGGACCGUUCCCCCGGGUCCAGUCUCCUAGUAAGGUGAAACCUGCUGUCCAAUCCUCAUCUCCGAUUCCUCCACCCGCCCCUAAUGUACCUGCGCCACCUGGGCCGCCGCCUCCUCCUCCGCCCCCCUGCCCAGAUAAGCCCGCUCCUUCUUCCCCAGCAUCCAAUCAGCACUUUGUCAUGGUGGAGGUGCACAGACCCAAUGCAGAGCCUGAUGUGAACGAGGUGCGGCCGCUGCCACAAGUGCGAGGAGGGACAUUAUCCCAGCUGUCAGACAGCGGACAGACCCUCAGCGAGGACAGCGGUGUGGACAUUGCCGAAUCUGGACGUCUCAGUAAGGAAAGCAGCCCACGUCCCAGCCGCACCAGAAUCCCUCGGGAUGGGCACGGAGGAGGAGAAACAUCUGCCAAACCGCCGGGUCUGUUGGAGCCUACAUCCACUCUAGUGAGAGUGGCAAAAAGCACCAGUACUCUGGGCAUCGCAAUAGAAGGUGGGGCAAACACACGUCAGCCCCUCCCACGCAUCGUUACCAUACAGAGAGGUGGUUCGGCUAGUAACUGUGGACAGCUGAAGGUGGGUCAGGUGAUCCUCGAAGUAAACGGAGUGUCUCUCAGAGGAAAGGAACAUCGGGAAGCCGCACGUCUCAUCGCAGAGGCCUUUAAAACCAAAGAGAAGGACUACAUUGACUUCUUGAUCACAGAGUUCAAUGUUGCUCUAUAAGACCGUACGAGUCCCAUGAUGCUGACGGAGUAAACUGGGAUGCACCGCGACCGUGAUGUCUUGCCAUGAUUAACCCCCAGAAUCCUGUUACAUGCUAGACUUCAGCUCAUCCUCCUCUGUGGUGUUUUGAAACCAGUCACUGUUUGAAAGGCCAUCCUGU
Sinocyclocheilus grahami is the source of this 4086-nucleotide messenger RNA. RefSeq names its product whirlin-like. Gene Ontology annotation, molecular function: protein binding. Bases 1269 to 3926 code for a protein of 885 amino acids. Gene Ontology annotation, cellular component: stereocilium tip; photoreceptor inner segment; plasma membrane. NCBI's taxonomy places the organism in Eukaryota, Metazoa, Chordata, Actinopteri, Cypriniformes, Cyprinidae. The transcript is spliced from 11 exons. The record is from RefSeq and is a predicted model, not a curated record. Gene Ontology annotation, biological process: auditory receptor cell stereocilium organization; sensory perception of sound.